Canis lupus familiaris (dog) is the source of this 2046-nucleotide messenger RNA. RefSeq names its product basic proline-rich protein-like. The transcript is spliced from 2 exons. Lineage: Eukaryota; Metazoa; Chordata; Mammalia; Carnivora; Canidae. The record is from RefSeq and is a predicted model, not a curated record. Bases 1 to 2046 code for a protein of 681 amino acids.
AUGGACCCCGCCCCGCCCCCCCCCCCCGGGGGCUCAAACGACGUCGCCGCCGCAGAGCCCGUCCUCGCUCCCCGAGCGCCUCGGGAAGGGCGGGCGCGGGGCCACCCCGGGGCACCUGCACAGGCCACGGAAGCCCCAAGCAGCGAGCACGAAGCGGCGGGGCAGGACCCCACCCCCCGGGGGGUCACCGCCGUCGGCCAGGGCCCGGGGCACAGCCAGAAGCAGCGGCCGCGGUGGAAGCGACGAGGAACGGGUGGAUGGAAGGAUCCGCAAAUUAGCGGGAGGCCCCGGAGGCCGUGCUGCAGAGUAACCGGUCUGGGCGGCAGCUCCUCUAGCCUCCCCGCAACCCUGGCCGCCAAGGAGCGGAGCCCCCGGACCCCACCCGGCACCCCCGGACCCUGCACCGCGUACUCUGCACCCCCGGACCUCGGACCGCGCACCCUGCACCCUGCACCCCGCACCGUGCACUUGCACCCCCGGACCCUGCACCGCGCACUCUGCACCCCGCACUCGUACCCCCGGACCCUGCACCGCGCACUCGCACCCCCAGACCUCGGACCGCACAUCCCCGAACCUCGCACCCCGCACCCUGCAUUUGCACCCCCGGACUCCGCACCCCGCACCGUGCACUUGCACCCCCGGACCCCGCACCCUGCACCCCGCACUCGCAUCCCCGGACCCCGCACCCGCCCCCCGCCCCCCGCAGCGGCCCCGCGGGCGGACCGGCAGUGGGCGCAGAGACCCGGGCGCUGGGGGCCGCCCGCGACCUCCGGGACCGCAACAGGGCGCGCGGGGGGCGGGGAGGGACGGGGCGGGACGCGGCGCGCGUGGGGCGGCGGGACGGCGCGCGUGGGGCCCCUCGCCCAGCCCCGGCACCGCCCACGCGCGCGGCGGGCCCCAGCCGCACCCCCCCCGCCGCCCCUCACCCCCGCGCCGAGCUCCGCGCCGAGCUCCGCUCCGGGAUCCGCUCGGGCCCGCGGCCGGCGCCCGGGAUGCAGCGGGAUUCCUCCGCCGGCCUCCCCGCGGGCCCGGGACGCGCCGCCCCGAACCCCAGCACCUCGGGGCCCGCGCGGCUCACCGGCGCCCCCGCCCCUCCCGGCGCCGCCCCGACGUGGCCCCGACCCCGGGGAGGGAGAGGCGGGCGGGGGACCCGGGACCCGGGCCUCGGGGCGGGAGGCAGCAGUCCCGGGGCCGCCGCCCUCCCCCGGGGACGCCGUCCCGCCGCCGCUUCCUGCCCGGCUCAGCGCCCCGGCCGCGGCCUCGGGGACACUCCGGGCGGCCCGCGCUCCGCGGGGACCAGCCGCUCCGCCCGGACCCCCGGACCCCGGGACCCCCGACCCCCCCAGCCCCCCCAGCCCCGCGGCGCCCCCAGGACUCCGACCCCCGGCCCCCGCCCGCAGCCCCGCAGCCCCGCAGCCCCGCGAGCCGCCUCACCGCGCUCCGCGCCGCCGGGGCUCGCUCCCGCGGGGCCGCUCCCGCUCCAGCCGCAGCCUCGGGGCCGCCGCGCCGCCUCCUCCGCCGCCGCGUUUCAAAUUGAAAUUCCCUGGCUCCGGCCGUCAGAGCCCCGGCGCCCGCCCCGCCCCUCGCGGCGGAAGCCCCGCCUGCGCCCCCGGACGCGCCCCCAGCGCGGAAACCCCCGCGGCCGCGCCACGCCCCGGCCACGCCCCGGCCACCCCCCUCCGGCCGCGCCGUGCCCCCUGUGGCCACGCCCCUCCGGCCGCGCCACGCCCCGGCCACGCCCCUCGGGUCGAGCCACGGCCCUCUGGCCACGCCCCCUCGACAGCGCCACGCCCCUAUGGUCACGCCCCCUCCGGCCGCGCACGGCCCUCUGGCCACGCCCCCCUCGACAGCGCCACGGCCCUAUGGUCCCGCCCCUUAGGCCACGCCCCCAGGGGCGGGACUUGCCGCGGGAUUCGCCGCCCCGGCCGCCGGGCACCCGCGGCUGCAAGGAUGCGCUCCCCGACCGCGAACCCCGCCCGUAAAUCCCGUUUCACCAACUUUGCAAACUGCUUUCCUCGGACUGCGAGAGGCCUAAGCCGUCACUGA